UGCCUGCUGGAGAGAGUUGCUGGGCGAUUGAGCGAUUUACUACAACAAGACAGGGCGACAGCGAGAACAACUUCAGCACGCCUAACUAGUUACUAGGUAUUUUCAAAAGGAACAGAAAACAAGGUCGGAAGGCAGCGCGGGAGCUAUUUAUAACAUUGCUGCUGAUAAAGUGCCAAAUUGGUCACGUUCGUAAAGUAAUAUUUUUGCGGGGCGACAGAUCGGAGGAGGGACGGGAGUGUGAAGCACUUUGAUGUGGGCUGCUGAUGGUUGUAGCAGUGAGGAGAAGGGAUUUAACAACUUUCCUAAACACAUAAACACGGGAUUCGUGGCAAUAUUUCCCGAAAUACAUCUCUGGGUUACCCACGGAGCUUCUCCCCUGGGAAGGAUGGACAUACGUACCGCAGAUACCUCGUACUCGGCACAUCGGCUUGGUUCUGGUACCCCAUGUAUUUAGCCACGUUGUCUUAACUCAUUGGGUACACGGAGUGGACAAAACAGCUGAUGUGAGGAGACCAUGAUGAGGACAGGCCAUGGUGAGAAGGUGUGACUCAGGACCCAGUGCUGAGGAGGGCACCUGGAACAUUGAUGGAUACUGGAUAUAGAGGUCAGAUGGUGUUCUGAACGAGACAUGGGUAGCUACUGUAGCUGUCCUGACAAAGACUUCGCUGAUAAGCAUCAGAGCAAAUUCAAGGUGAUAAAUGUGGAUGACGAUGGUAACGAGUUGGGCUCAGGCUUGAUGGAGCUGACAGAGGAGGAGCUUAUCCUCCACACCAGGAAACGUGACACCGUCAAGUGGCCUUACCUCUGUCUGCGUCGCUACGGUUACGACUCCAACCUCUUCUCCUUCGAGAGCGGGCGACGAUGCCAGACUGGACAGGGUAUCUUUGCCUUCAAGUGUGUGAGGGCAGAGGAGAUGUUCAACGUGCUGCAGGACAUCAUGCACAACAACAGCAUCAGUGUAGUGGAGGAGCAGGUGGUGGAGCUCAACCCUAUAGAGACUACUGAGAUGUCCCGCAAACCACACACUGCUGCUGCUGGCUACUCUGUACCCACGUUACCGAACGGUACAGGGCGCUACCCGUCGUUUGGUGAGGCCUCGUCGCGCCCUUCUAGCCGACACCCGUCUGUAGGCAGCGCCAGGCUGCCCUCAGUGGGAGAGGAGUCAUCACACCCCCUCCUGGUCCCAGACCAGUCGGUCCACACCUACGUAAACACUCCUGGGAUACAGGAUGACCGGCGCACUCGCCCCAGCAGCCACACCCCCUUGGAACUGCGGCUGUCCAAUCCGGAGACGACCUCCUCGCUAGCCACCGCCCCUCCGUCUCCCACGGAGACAGACAUGGAUACAGAGCCUCAGGUGCUGCUGGAGCCAGAAGGGGUUAAAUUCAUCCUGGGUCCCACCCCGGCUCAGAGGAGGCAGAAGCAGACCCCUGGGGAUGAGGACAGGGAGGCUGGGUCCAGACGUUCUGGGGAUGAGGACAGGGGCGCUGGGUCCAGACGUUCUGGGGAUGAGGACAGGGAGGCUGGGUCCAGACGUUCUGAGGAUGAGGACAGGGGCGCUGGGUCCAGACGUUCUGGGGAUGAGGACAGGGAGGCUGGGUCCAGACGUUCUGGGGAUGAGGACAGGGAGGCUGGGUCCAGACGUUCUGGGGAUGAGGACAGGGAGGCUGGGUCCAGACGUUCUGGGGAUGAGGACAGGGGGGCUGGGUCCAGACGUUCUGGGGAUGAGGACAGGGGGGCUGGGUCCAGACGUUCUGGGGAUGAGGAUAGGGGCGCUGGGUCCAGACGUUCUGGGGAUGGAGAGAUGGAGCUUGGGGUGUCUGGGUCUAACGAUGAGCCCAGCUUGACAGCUCCCUCUGGGGGUCUGAAUGGGAAUAGCUGUGUGGUGGGCGCCACCCUGGGUCUCCAGGCAGGAGACUGUGAUACGGGCUAUGACAGUGAUGAACGCAAAGACGGGCCCCCUCCCCCUCUUCCUCCUAACCCAAACCCUCCACCUCACCCAGGGCCCAAACCCAGCACCACCUAUGAGCACCACAACGGCAACACCACCCAUCCUUAUGUUUCCACCCCUGUUCCCGUCCCCAACCCCCGGCGUAGCCGCCCCGCCAUCCCCCUCCCUGACUCCUCCCACAAUGCCAACAACUCCGCCCAGCGGCGCACGGCGCUCCUUAACUACGAGAACCUCCCGGCGCUGCCGCCGGUGUGGGAGACCGCCAGGCGCUUCUCCGAGGGAGACGAGGAGGACGAAGAGGAGGUGUAUCACGGAUAUGGACCAAAGACGCCCUCUCUUAACGGCUACCACAACCACCACCACCAUCCUCACCACCAUCACCACGGUCUGGGUCUGGACCCCAUGCACAACUACGUCAACACAGAGAAUGUCAACAUCUCGCUCAGCGCCAAACUGGACUCUGCGCGGAUCCUUCCGCGGGGGCGGGACUCUAGCGGCAUCUGUUUGACCCCCACCGUCUUUAACUUUGACUUCCGGUCGGGGCGAUUGGCGGGUGGACCGUGUGGGUUGGGGUUGGAUCCCCUGAGGCAGCUGAACUACAUUGAGUUGGAGAUGGAGAAGGGUUCGGACUCCAGUGGGCCGCAGACACCCAAGACCCCCACCACUCCCUGUGGCGUGGGCCUGGGCAGUCUCCUCCUCCCCCCCCCCACCCCCACGCGGCGGACCGAACUGUACGCCAUGAUCGACAUCGAGCGCACGGCGGCCAUGUCGAGUCUUCAGAAAGCACUGCCCCGUGACGACGGCACCUCUAGGAAAACCAGACACAACAGUACUGACCUUCCUAUGUGAACUUCACCACGCCCUACCAUACCUAGCCUACCAAGCACUGUCUGGGUCUCAAAUGGAACCCUAUUCCCUAUAUAGUGCACUACUUUAGAUCAGGGCUGUUCAUAAAGUGGAUCUCAAAUGGAACCCUAUUCCCUAUAUAGUGCACUACUUUAGACCAGGGCUAUUCAUAAAGUGCCUGAGAGUAGUUGUGCUAAUCUAAGAUCAGUUUGACCUUUUUAGACAAUAGGGAAUCAGAUGACCUGGACAGGGGGGGACGGGGGGGUGGAUCUGAUCCUAGAUCAGCCCUUCUACUCUGGGAACCCAGGGCCCAGAGGGUUCUGGUCCAAAUGAGUGCAUAACGACCCAGGGCCCACAGGGUUCUGGUCAAAAUUAGUGCAUAACGACCCAGGGCCCAGAGGGUUCUGGUCAAAAUGAGUGCAUAACGACCCAGGGUCCCGAAGGUUCUGGUCAAAAUGAGUGCAUAACGACCCAGGGCCCAGAGGGUUCUGGUCAAAAUGAGCUCAUAACGACCCAGGGCCCCGAGGGUUCUGGUCAAAAUGAGUGCAUAACGACCCAGGGCCCAGAGGGUUCUGGUCAAAAUGAGUGCAUAACGACCCAGGGCCCACAGGGUUCUGGUCAAAAUGAGUGCAUAACGACCCAGGGCCCAGAGGGUUCUGGUCAAAAUGAGUGCAUAACGACCCAGGGCCCACAGGGUUCUGGUCCAAAUGAGUGCAUAACGACCCAGGGCCCAGAGGGUUCUGGUCAAAAUGAGUGCAUAACGACCCAGGGCCCACAGGGUUCUGGUCAAAAUGAGUGCAUAAUGACCCAGGGCCCAGAGGGUUCUGGUCAAAAUGAGUGCAUAACGACCCAGGGCCCACAGGGUUCUGGUCCAAAUGAGUGCAUAACGACCCAGGGCCCACAGGGUUCUGGUCAAAAUGAGUGCAUAACGACCCAGGGCCCCGAGGGUUCUGGUCCAAAUGAGUGCACUACAUAGGGAAUAGUGUUCCAUUUGGGACGGAACCACUGUUGUGUUCUUCAGUGGAACCUUGACCUGACUCUUGUUGUUGUUGUCAGACUUUGUUAUACCUUUGUUAAACCCCACAACAUCUGAAGACAGAAGGGCUGCACAUUUGUUGCAAUAAUUUUUUUAUUUUAAAAUGUCUUAUUACUUAACAAGGAGUUACACUGUGUCCUGAAGGUAACCUGGUCCCAGACCUGUUUGUGCCAGUCUGUGUCAUCACAAGGAGAUACACUGUGUCCUGAAGGUAACCUGGUCCCAGACCUGUUUGUGCCAGUCUGUGUCAUGACAAGGAGUUACACUGUGGUCUGAAGGUAACCUGGUCCCAGACCUGUUUGUGCCAGUCUGUCAUGACAAGGAGUUACACUGUGUCCUGAAGGUAACCUGGUCCCAGACCUGUUUGUGCCAGUCUGUGUCAUGACAAGGAGUUACACUGUGUCCUGAAGGUAACCUGGUCCCAGACCUGUUUGUGCCAGUCUGUCAUGACAAGGAGUUACACUGUGUCCUGAAGGUAACCUGGUCCCAGACCUGUUUGUGCCAGUCUGUCAUGACAAGGACUUACACUGUGUCCUGAAGGUAACCUGGUCCCAGACCUGUUUGUGCCAGUCUGUGUCAUGACAAGGAGUUACACUGUGUCCUGAAGGUAACCUGGUCCCAGACCUGUUUGUGCCAGUCUGUCAUGACAAGGAGUUACACUGUGUCCUGAAGGUAACCUGGUCCCAGACCUGUUUGUGCCAGUCUGUCAUGACAAGGACUUACACUGUGUCCUGAAGGUAACCUGGUCCCAGACCUGUUUGUGCCAGUCUGUCAUGACAAGGACUUACACUGUGUCCUGAAGGUAACCUGGUCCCAGACCUGUUUGUGCCAGUCUGUGUCAUGACAAGGAGUUACACUGUGGUCUGAAGGUAACCUGGUCCCAGACCUGUUUGUGCCAGUCUGUCAUGACAAGGAGUGGCAUGAUGGCACAAGCAGACGGGUACCCAGGCUAUACUGAAAGGGGACUGAUGGUACCAGGUACACACCAAUAUAACACUAUUUUAUUCCUGAGGUCAUUUGACACCUAAUUAAAGAAGGGAGUGAAACACCCUUCUAGCCUGGUCCCAGAUCAGUCUGUGCUCUUGUCUACUCCUUUGCUGUCAUUGUCAAGGCAAACAAUGAGUGACAGGGCGUUGCCAUGACAGCACAAACACACUGGUACCCAGGCUACCUGUUAUUCCAAGUGCCUGUGUAAGUUUAGCUUGCAGGUGAUGUGCCAAACAGCGAGGUCUCUUUGAAUGACGGACCUCCUCACCAAUCUCUCUCUCGGUACCAAUCUUUUACAGUGCUGAUCAUAAACUGAAAUGGUGUUAAAGACAACACUCGUGUCGCUAUUUGAAGCUGACUUCCUGUUGCCCUAAUGGCUGUGGACUCCGAUGGUGUGUUAUGUUAGUGGGCCUACCAGGGUUGGGCUCAAUUCCAUUUCAAUCCCAGUCCAUUCAGGAAGUACACUGAAAUUCCAAUUCUCUUCAAUGCUUUUCAACGAGGAACAUGUGGAUUUGGAACUUGGUUUGCUUUCUGAAUUGACGGAAUGGAAUUGACCCCAAGCCUGGAGUCUUCGGCCAUGUCUCGGGGUCAACGUCUUGGUACGCCACAGUCACUUUAGCCACUACUAGUGUACAGACAGAUGGUGUGUUAUGUAUAAAUGCCAAAUGAUGAUGUUCCACAAUGCAGCUGUACUAAUGGGUUUGUUCCUGCUGGCUGUACUGAAAGUACCCAAAUCCUACCGUUGGUGUUCCUGUGUGACAUCAUCAUCAUGUUCCAGGUUCCUUCCAGCAGGUUUGGGUUCCAAUUUAUUUGACUAUUCAGUCAAUUCAGAGAGUCGAAAUUUGAAAUUUCAGUUUUGUUUCCUGGAUGGACAGAACUGAAAGGGAAUUGACCCCCGACCCUGCAAACAAUAGUCCAUUUGUACAGGGGCCCCCUGGUGGUUGUUGUAUAAUGUCUGAGUUCAGUCUGAAUGUUCCUUCUGAACGUCGCUGUGAACAAGGAAAAGAAAAGCACAGUGUUUUCCACACCAUGCUGUCCGGCAGCCAUGUUUCAUAGGAGGAGUUUGGGUUCCAUCGUUUCCUCUUCUGUUCUCUCAUUGUAUCAUAUUGUACAAAUCAUUAUUAUUGGGUUCCAACUUGCAUUAUGUUUUUUUCCACCUACAUUUUAUUAAUUAAAAGAGUUCGUAAACUAUAGGAAUUGUACAAAAAGUACUUUAAUAGAUAUUGUUUAUUAAAGAAAGGAACUGUUCGUGGAAAACAAUUAUUAUUUGCCAAACUCCUUUUUUCAAUUCUAGAAUAUGAUGAUUUCCCCGGAGUUCUAGAAUGGGUUCUGUUGGUUCCAUUUACGACAUAAACAUUCCUUAUUUCCUCUGUUUUGGUCUCAGAACACCAGACACUAUAAAGAAAGACGCAGGGAAUGAAACAAUUCAUUACUCACUGGGCACAGAUGUCAGUUCAACAUCUAUUCCACGUUGGUUGAACAUCAUUUUGUUGAUUCAACCAGUGAGAGCCCAUUGGGCCUUCUGUUUAAAAACAGAAUGACUUCAUAUUGUAUGGACUUUACAUUGGUGGGAGGGGAGGCGAUUUUGAUGUUUGCAUUUUUCUGUUCUAUAAAAUGUGUUUACCACAACGUUAGUAUUUUGUGACCAGAGGAAAAAGUGUGUAUUUAGAUGUCUACAUCAAUGUUCAUCCAUCACUGCCAACAACCCCCUGUGUUUUGUAGCAUGGCAAAAUAAUAAAUAAAACAAAUGGAACUAA
Molecule: messenger RNA, 6577 nt
Organism: Oncorhynchus masou masou (cherry salmon)
Lineage: Eukaryota; Metazoa; Chordata; Actinopteri; Salmoniformes; Salmonidae
Product: fibroblast growth factor receptor substrate 2-like
Exons: 8
Coding region: 629-2800 (723 amino acids)
Biological process (GO): fibroblast growth factor receptor signaling pathway
Cellular component (GO): cytoplasm
Molecular function (GO): fibroblast growth factor receptor binding; transmembrane receptor protein tyrosine kinase adaptor activity
Source: RefSeq, a predicted model, not a curated record